GUUACGCAUUGUUAUUGUUUAGUAGUGUAAAACCUUACGGUGUAUCAUUAUUUUAUAAAUAAAUUUCUGAGAACAGUCAAGAACAUUUCCCCAUUUUCAUAUUCUGAUGACUGUAAAAACCCAUGGAGAUCAAAAGUACUAAACCCAUGGACUCAGCCACCGGCAGUGCAGUCUGAAACAUACCCGCUAGAGCACCAGAUGGCGAGUUUGUUCUUCAUCAUAAGGUACAAUCGCGGUUUGAAACUCUAACCGAUAUCUCUGAAAUAAGAAGUGUUUCGACUACUAUAAGUGUUCCAUUUUAUGUGAUUCGCAACACAAUUAACGGAACAACCAAAGGACAUUUCCAUAAUGGCGACCAAAACAGUGAAUGGUUCAGCAGAGUUGGAGGGUUUUCUUUCUCAUGAGAAACCAUCAAAAAAUGGAGCUAUUAUAAAGUACAAAUUCACCAAGGAAUUGGAACGUGGAAAUUUGGAGUUAGAUCCAUUGAAGUCCAGAAAACUGGAGCACCCUGUUUCGGACUCUGAAACCCUCACACAUUUAUUGAAGGCAUCAUUCGGAACAGGAAUAUUAUCAAUGCCAGCAGCGUUUUAUGCCGCCGGCUUGAGUUUAGGCAUUUUUUUAACCAUCCUGAUAUCUAUUAUUUGCACGCACUGCGCAUAUAUACUGGUUGUUUGUGCUCAUGAGCUUUGCAGAAAAUCUCAAAAAUCCCAAAUGAGUUUCGCAGAUGUUGCGGAAGAAGCAUGCUUGAGAGGACCAAAAUGGGGGAAAAAAAUUUCUGGCUGUGCAAGAAAAAUGGUAUUGAUCGGCACCUUCGUAACGUACUUCAUGUCAUGCAGUUGCUAUGCUGUCAUAGUAGCGAAAAAUUUCAAUCAAGUUGCGAAUCACUACCUCGGAUACGAAGUUGAGAUCAGAAUAACGAUAGCGUUGUUGAUGAUACCGCUGAUCUUGCUGGCGUGUGUACCUAACCUCAAGUAUUUAGCUCCAGUUUCAAUGGUAGCCAACGUAGCGAUGGCUUUUGGCUUGGGAAUUACAAUGUACUACCUCGUAGCUGAUAUUCCCGCCAUUUCUGAAAGGAGACAAGUCGCUGAGCUCGCUACAUUACCGAUAUUUUUGAGCAUUACUAUAUUCGCCAUUGAAGCUAUUGGAGUGGUUAUGCCGUUAGAAAAUAAUAUGGAGAAUCCUCAUCAUUUCAUUGGAUUGUGUGGUGUUUUGAAUCAAGGCAUGAGUGGAGUUACUUUAGUCUAUAUUCUUGUCGGUUUCUUCGGUUAUCUGAAAUACGGAGAUGAUAUUAAGGGCUGUAUUACUUUGAAUCUUCCAAUUGAGGAUUAUGCUGCUCAAGCUGUAAAUAUUUUCAUUGGUGGAGCAGUUUUUUGUUCGUUUGGAUUGACAUUCUACGUAUGUAUUGACAUAGUUGGAACUGCGAUCCGAAAACGAUGUGUAGAGAACAGAAUAACAUCGGAGUACAUUCGACGUAUUUUGAUGGUGAUAAUUUGUGUUUCGAUAGCGAUAGCAAUGCCUACCAUAAUUCCAUUCGUGUCUUUCAUAGGUGCUUUCUGUUUCUCCUUUCUCGGAUUACUGGUUCCUGUAGGAAUAGAAACGCUCACUUUCUGGGAUAAAGGCUUCGGAAGGUGCCAUUGGAAGAUCUUCAAAAAUAUUAUCAUAACCUUAAUGGCGAUAUUAGCUUUGAUUUUUGGAUCUAAAACAGCCGUUGAAGAAAUUAUUGUGAUGUAUACCACGAACAUGGCCGAUUUGAAUAGUAAUAGUACUGUGCCAAGUGGUACAGUAUUUAAUAGUACGAUAAUGAGUAUAUUUCAUAGCUUUUGAAAACAAAAAACAGUAUUAUCCAUUUCUGUCUGAUCGUUUAUUUUUAUUAUUUGAAAUAUUGCGUCCCUACCAGAAGGAGUAUUAUUGUUUGACAAGAUCAAUUUUUAUAAAAUUGAAAAAGUUUAUGUAAGUUUUACUGAUGACGUUGAUCUUCAACAAAGUCAAACCAUUUUCAUGUGAUAUAUUUUGAUAUGAAUUAGUGAAUAAGCUAGUUGAUUUCAAGUUUGCGAUUGUAUGUAUAGGUUGCUUUUGAAAAACCUUAUGUAAAUUUAUGAAAGUUUGUGAGAUAGCAGACUUUUUACCAACUCAUCUGGUAAAAGCUGAGAGUCUAAUGGAGCCUUAAUGUAUUCAAUAUUAGAAUUUAGAAACAACUCUGCUUAUUUGUAAGUAGUUUUAUUUCAAUUGUCUUAUAUUUUUUGUAUUAUUUUUCACAU
Messenger RNA from Leptinotarsa decemlineata (Colorado potato beetle), 2258 nucleotides. Its product is annotated as proton-coupled amino acid transporter-like protein pathetic. Gene Ontology annotation, molecular function: L-amino acid transmembrane transporter activity. Gene Ontology annotation, biological process: amino acid transmembrane transport. Gene Ontology annotation, cellular component: vacuolar membrane. The record is from RefSeq and is a predicted model, not a curated record. NCBI's taxonomy places the organism in Eukaryota, Metazoa, Arthropoda, Insecta, Coleoptera, Chrysomelidae.